AUGGGUACUCGACCCAUGACGACUAAAGACGAUGGUGUCGUAGCUAAGGACAAGGGCAAUACAAACAUCACUUUUUCCUCUUUUCCUGAUCGUACGAGCUCUAAUACAGCAAAAUCAUCCUCCGUAUCAACUACUAAAAUGGCUUUUCAGCGUCCGUCUCGUGGUAGUAAUUCCCUUGAUGACACGAAUUACCAUAUGAAGAGCUUUAGCUCGAUUGGAGGAGAUCAAGACGCAUUUCAAAGCAGCAGUCAAUCAGCGGAUGUAUUGUACCGUCGACCAAAUAGUGAGAAGCAUCUUCAUACAUCGUCGACCAUGAGCUACGUGGGCUCUGGACGUGUUGCCAGUGAACGCGUCGGUGGUCGUCGACGCGCUGAGACGGACAAUCACAUGCGCGCGUCAUUGCCACCAACGCUCUCAAGCAAUAUAGUGCUGGACCGUCGACUGUUACAUAAAUACGAGCAGGUGAAUCAGGAAAUUAAACGGAUUGUGAGUGCGUCCCAACAGGACCAACUUGUUUUGGAUGCCGACGCUCCGAACGCGAAACAAAUGAAGAGUGAGUUACGUCAAGCUAAAAAGAGCUCGGCACAAAUGAUUCAUGCACAGAAAGAGCUGCUGGACAAGAUUGAGAAGCACGAACGUGGUGGAUUUCGCCGAGUGUUUACUCUAAAUAAGGCAGCAAAGAUGGCUAAAUUAAGGACCAAGCUUUGUGCAAAGUUGAGUGAGUCAGUGCUGGUGGAUGAAGAGCUGCAGAGACUUGAGAGACAGAGCACAGCAUUGUCAGCCACAGCGUUGGGGACAAUUACGCAAAAUGGCAAGGCUGUUGUGAAUAUCAGCAAUGUCCAUGGAGCUGGAGGUAACAGCUUUGCAGCGACCAACAACUUUGCGAAUACUGGCAGUAGCGUCUCUAGGAUGAGUGCGAAUGGGCGAAGCAACUUGGACGAAAGCACUCGUGACGUGAGUGGCAGUGAGAGCAGUGGACCAGGUGCGAUGGUGAGAAUGAGUUCAGGCUGGGAAGAUGCUCAGGAAGAGCUGUUGAUGCUUGAAAGAGAGAAGGAAGACAUUCUUAACAACUUGUUCCAGGCCGUGGACAUGCCUGCCGUGCUGGAUCUACAUGCGCGUAUUGCAAGCUUUACGAGUGAGAUUAAAGCAGUAGCAAGUGUAAAGAAGCAGGCUGACCGUGUUGAGGAAAUGUACCGGAAGGCACUGCAUUUGCUGCGUGUGGCACUUGCUGCAGUCGUAUCACCAAAUUAUUCCGGUAGCAUCCGCGAGUUUGCUGUCAGUUCGUAUCCACUAGCAGUGGAGGCGGGCCAUCUAAUUGAGCAAUGUUGCCACGUGAUUCAGCCAGAGGCACGCCGCAAGUACGAGUCCUUUGCGUCAGAAUUGACUCACGUGAGACCACCAAAGUUCCCGCAGCCGGUGUCCGAUUUUGCACGGCGCUCAAGGACACAUUACGACCCGCAUAGUGCGCUCUCGAUCGAAGGGAUGCGUAACUUACACGCAGCUGAGAAUGUUAUCAUUUUGUUGCAGCGGCUGGUGAUUCAGAAGCUGGAAGGCAUUGAAAAAUGGCAGGCCAAGCUCAUUAAUGACCAGGAGGCUGCUGAACGCGCCCACGCGCAGAUGGAAACAAAACUACAGGAGCAGGUGGCGGUACUGGCACGUUCCGUCUCAGUUUAA
This is a messenger RNA of Peronospora belbahrii, 1674 nucleotides long. Lineage: Eukaryota; Oomycota; Peronosporomycetes; Peronosporales; Peronosporaceae. The record is from the annotation of a GenBank genome assembly.